UUUCCUUCUCGCAAAACAACUGUUUCAGAAUCUUGCUAGGAGCCUGUAUGGAAUAUGGAAGCGCCGGACAGUGAUGCAGCCACGAGUCCGACUAAGAUUCGGUGGAAACGAACAAGGUCAGGAUGCCUGAAAUGCCGUAGCCGUCGCCGGAAGUGCGAUGGAGCCCGUCCACAAUGUAGGAACUGCCAGACUCGGGGGACGACCUGCCGAUGGGGGCUUAAGGCUUCUUUUCACCAUUCGCGCAACCUCAGCUUAUCCCAUAGUGAAGUUUCUUCCUUGUGCGCUAUUGAAAGGCGCCGGGAGUCUUUGCCGUCUCAGGCCCAAGCCGUUCCGACGAUAAUCGAUGAGUCAGAGUCAAUUGCUCGUGACUACCAUUUCCUUGGAGAUGCUUACGCUUCUGAUUCUAUUCUAUACCAAUCGCAUGAGGCGGACAGAUCGGGGGUGGAUGGAGACGAAAAUGAGGACGUGUUUGAUGAAGACAAAUCUGUCGUAGAUGAUGCCACGGCGUUAGAAAGAGCUAGCUGUGGCUCUAAAGGUAGUUCGAGCGCGCUGGAUACCUCUUAUCUUCAUUCACAGGAGUUUUCCACGUCUCGUGCUUCGGGAACUAACGAUGGGUUGAGUACCGGAGACCUCAGCAUCAGUAAUCUGCUAUCUACGCAUGAGACUGGGGCGUAUAUUCCCCCGUUCUCGCUUGGACUGGCGGUUUCUCGGGACGAGUUCCCGUUGCCCGAGCCAGUUUUGCCUGUAACUUGCACAGAAAAAGCUCGUUUGAUUUCUUCAUUCAUGCAAGAGACUGGAACGUGGUGUGAGACAACCGACUCCAAUGUACAUUUCACCAUGCGAUCCCUGCAUUCGAUGAUGAAGUUCACGGCUUUUGUAGGAGCUGCUAUGUCUCUCGCCUCCCGCCAGCUAGACCACGCCGAGAAAGUGCGGCGGCCAGCCACCCUAGAGCUGUAUCAAUAUACUAUACAACUCCUUCUCCGGCAAGACCCCGCAAAAGCAGACGCAUCGGUUCUUGCAACCUGUACCCUGUUGUGUGUUUACGAAAUGAUGGCGUCCGAUGUCCAUGAGUGGCGGCGGCAUUUGAAGGGAUGUGCUGGCCUUCUUCUAGCAAAGAAGUGGAAUGGUUCGAGCCAGGGAAUUGUGAAAUCCUGUUUCUGGGCAUUUGCCCGAAUUGAUGUAUGGGCGGCUUUUAUCAGCGGUAAGACGACACUAAUCCCAACGGACUUCUGGUUGGAUGAUGCAUCCAUCGAAUCCUUGGCCACGAAAAGGGACGUGGAUGACUAUUGUAAUUUCGCCAUCUUUAUAUUUGCUCAGAUUGUCAAUAUGUUAGCUGCACCUGGAUUUAGCACAAGAAAAGUUGGGUCUACAUUUGCCGUCUCGGAGGUGUGCCCAUUACUGAGGGACUCCUGUCUUCCUCCCAGGGUGUUCCCGACUGUGAUAUACACAAGUGCCUCGGCUAUGUCCAAGCUAACCAGAUUUAAGGUUGAUAUUGUUUGGCAUGCGAGGGAACUCUGUGGCAUAUCUAUGUCAAACCCGUCUCAUGCAAACUGGGUCAAUCAGCUUCAACCACUUUAUAUUGCAGGAGCAGUAUUCGCCAGCAAGUCGUCAUCCUUAUCGGAUUGUCCAGGCUCUUCAGAUGAUCAAGUGUAUUUUCCCCCGUCAUCAAUACUUAGUAUCAUAAGACCCUCGCAUCAUACUCGCUCCAAUCUGGAGGAAGAAUAUGCCACGGAGAAGAUACUUUUGCUCAAACAUCUGUCUCGAAUCGAGAAUGAAACAGGCUGGAAGACUUCAGAUCGAGCCGCCGAUCUUAGGAAGCUCUGGGGUUUCUAA
Molecule: messenger RNA, 1833 nt
Organism: Aspergillus caelatus
Lineage: Eukaryota; Fungi; Ascomycota; Eurotiomycetes; Eurotiales; Aspergillaceae
Product: Zn(II)2Cys6 transcription factor
Exons: 10
Coding region: 55-1833 (592 amino acids)
Biological process (GO): positive regulation of transcription by RNA polymerase II
Cellular component (GO): nucleus
Molecular function (GO): transcription cis-regulatory region binding; zinc ion binding; DNA-binding transcription factor activity, RNA polymerase II-specific
Source: RefSeq, a predicted model, not a curated record